Rotaria sordida is the source of this 4053-nucleotide messenger RNA. NCBI's taxonomy places the organism in Eukaryota, Metazoa, Rotifera, Eurotatoria, Philodinida, Philodinidae. The record is from the annotation of a GenBank genome assembly.
AUGACAUCAGAUCCGUUGCUCAAUCCAAAUCCAUAUUAUCGAGUUAAUAGAUGGUCACGACUGUUUCAUAGUUGGAUAUCACUAUUACUUAAAAAACGUCAUAAACAAGGUACACUGCAUUUAAAUGAUCUCUAUGAUCUUUUCCCUCAACUUGAAUCAACAAAAUUAACUGAUGAUCUUGAAAAGAAUUGGCUCAAUGAAGUGAAACAAACAAACCGUAAACCAAAUCUUGUUCGCGCAACAUUAAAAACUAUGGGAUGGGGACCAUUUCUUACCGGUUUACUCCUCAUUCCAAUAGAAUUGGCUAAAAUUUCUCAACCCGUAUUAUUAACAUUUCUUAUGGGAUUUUUCGACAUAUGUCCCACAAUAUCUUCAUCGUAUGCAUGGUUAUUAGUUGCUGCAACUAGUCUUGCUGCUUUAACAAGUAGUCUUAUUUAUCAUCAUUAUUUUUAUCGAAUAACUAUGUAUGGUUUACAAAUGCGUGUAGCAUAUACUGGUUUAAUAUUUCGUAAAAUUCUUCGAUUAUCUAGUCAUUCGGUUAAUAGUGUUAGUUCCGGUGAAAUAACAAAUUUAGUAUCAAAUGAUGCAAGUCAAAUUGAACUUGCUCUUUAUUUUGUUCACUAUUUAUGGGUUGCUCCAUUAGAAAUAAUAUUAGUUAUUAUUUUCUUUUGGAAAUAUGUUAAAUAUAUUGCUUUUAUUGCUGUUGGAUAUACAUUAUUACUUUUAAUUAUUCAAGCAUCAUUUGGUCGUUUAUUUGUUUAUCUUCGAACAAGAAUUUUACAUGUAACUGAUGAACGUGUUAAAAUUAUGUCGGAAAUAAUUAAAUCAAUGCGUAUUGUAAAAAUGUAUUGUUGGGAAACAGCAUUUUAUAAUAAAAUAUGUUCAAUAAGAAAACGUGAAAUCAUACAAUGUGCUUUUCGUUUAUUACUUGAUUGUGGUCAAACAUUAUUAUCUCAUACUUAUACAAGUGUUACGUUUUUACUGAUGUAUGGAACAAUGUGGUCAUUAGACAUUCAAUUUGAUACACGAUUUUUUGCACUUGCUGCUUGUAUGCUUGGAUAUAUGCGUUUAUCGACUAUUGAUUUUUUUACUUUUGCUGUUCGUUAUCUUGUUCAUUAUUUGGCUGCUAAAAAACGUAUCCAAAUGUUUCUCCUUCUUGAUGAAAGUGAACGAGAUAGUCGAUUAUUAUCAACAUCUAUGAUAGAUCUUGUAUCAAAUGGAUAUUCUACAGAACAAGAUCUUCAUAAGGAAAAAAUAAUAAUUGAUAAAUCAAUGAAAACAUCUCCUAGUGUUAUAUGUAAUUUGAAACAAGCACGAUGGGAUCAGACUAGAACAUUUUCAUUAAAAAAUAUUGUCUUUGAUGCACAUCCAGGUGAUCUCAUUUGUAUUAUUGGUCCAGUUGGAGCUGGCAAAAGUUCUCUCUUACAAACAUUAACAGGUGAAAUAGCUCAAUUUGAUGGUAAAGUUCGAUUACAUGGAUCAUUUUGUUAUGUUCCACAAGAACCAUGGAUAUUUUCAUCAUCAAUCAAAAAUAAUAUUCUUUUUGGUAAAGAAUAUGAUCAAAAAUUGUUUCAACGUGUUAUCAAUGUUACUGCACUUGACACAGAUUUAAUUCAAUCAUCUCAUGGUGCAAAUACUCUUGUUGGUGAUCAAGGUAUCAUGUUGUCUGGUGGUCAAAAAGCAAGAGUAAAUAUGGCAAGAUCAUUGUAUCGUGAUGCUGAUAUCUAUUUAUUAGAUGAUCCACUUUCUGCUGUCGAUGCUAAAGUGUCAAAACAUCUUUUUGAUAAAUCGAUUAAAAGUUAUCUUCAUGAUAAGAUUUGUAUUCUCGUCACUCAUCAAAUUCAAUUCUUACAAGAUGCAACUAAAAUUAUUGUUCUCAAUAAUGGUGAAAUGGUACAAAAUGGUACAUAUGAACAAUUACUUUCAUCUUCACCAUCAUUUGCUCGUCUACUAGAGGAUAUUAAUCAACAUAAACAAGAAUAUGAGGAACAACCAAAUACUUUGUUAAGAAAACGUUCAAAGAUUGGUUCGAUCAAUUCACUACAAGAGGAUGAAGAAGAUCUAAAAUCAUUACCAACAAAUAACGAAAUAAAACAAGAAGGAAUAGUGAGAUGGAGUGUUUAUUUAUCAUAUCUUCGAGCUGGAAUUAGUGGAGUUUUAGGCGUCUUAUUAUUGUUAACUGUAUUCUCUGUACAACAAGCAAUAUCUCUAUCUAGUAAUUGGUGGUUAGCAGGAUGGAGUAAUGAUGAAGGUCAUCGACAUCGUCUUUAUAAUAAUUGUACAAAUAUAAAUGAUCAAAAAAUUAAUCGAAUACGUUUGAUGAGUGACAACGAAUGGAAUGAACAUCGAAAUCGACGAUUUUAUAUCUUUUGUGGUACUGUGGCUAUACUCAUUAUAGUUACAUUUUUACGAGUAGUCACUACAGAAUUUAUAUGUUUAAAUGCUGGACGAAUAUUACAUAACAGGAUGUUUCAACGACUUAUUCGAUGUCCAAUACAUUUUUUUGAUAUGAAUCCAAUUGGUCGCAUUCUUAAUCGUUUUACAAAAGAUGUUGCUAUUAUGGAUGAUAAUCUUCCAUUGAAUAUGUUUGAUUUUCUUCAUUGUCUAUUUCAAGUUCUUGGUAUAGUAACUUUAGUUGGAAUACUCAAUCCAUUGGCAUUUAUACCAGCUGUAGUGGCUGUCAUUGCUAUGUUACUUUUAAGAUAUCGAUUUGCCUCAUGUUUACGAGAUCUUAAACGACUUGAAGGUGUUACAAGAAGUCCUGUUUAUUCACAAUUAACAUCAACUAUUCAUGGUCUUAAAGUUAUACGAUCUUAUCAUGCUGAAAAUAUUUGCUCUCGCGAAUUUCUUCAUCAUCUUAAUGAUAAUACACGUGUUAAUUAUUUGUCAAUUACAACAAAUCGAUGGGCUGCCAUUCGUUUUGACUGGAUUGCCCUAAGUUUCAUCGUUCUUGUUACAUUACUAGCCAUGAUUGUACGUCUUACACAACAACAAUUUUCAGCUGCAGAUAUUGCUCUUACACUUUCAUACAGUCUUAAUCUUAUGGGUCUUCUACAGUGGACAAUUAGACAAUCAGUUGAAGUUGAAACACAAAUGACAUCAGUCGAACGAAUACUAGAAUAUUGUGCACUUGAACAAGAACCAUCUGCACAAGUACCACCAAAAUAUCGUCCACCUACAAAUUGGCCAUCACAUGGUGAAAUUACUUUCAAUGAUGUUUGUAUGUCUCAUUCGAAUGAUUCAGAUGCACCUCUUGCUUUAAAUCAUAUAUCAUUAACUAUACGAGCUGCUGAAAAAAUUGGUAUUGUUGGAAGAACAGGUGCUGGAAAAAGUUCAUUUAUUCAAACAAUAUUUCGAAUGGGUACACUUAUUAAUGGACAAAUUAUAAUUGAUAAUAUUGACAUAUCAACUAUUGGAUUAGAUGAUAUUCGACGUCGAAUUUCAAUUAUUCCACAAGAUCCUGUUCUUUUUACUGGAACAAUAAGAAGUAACCUCGAUCGAUUUGGUGAUUAUUCUGAUGUUGAAAUAUGGCAUGCACUUGAACAAGUACAACUUAAGAAAUUAGUUAGUGAUGUUAUGUCUAAUGGUCUUCAUUCAUUAGUUAGUGAAAGUGGUUCAAAUUUAAGUGUUGGACAAAAACAAUUAGUAUGUUUAGCAAGAGCUAUAUUAAAAAAGAGUAAAAUACUUGUAAUUGAUGAAGCAACAGCUAAUGUUGAUAAUGCAACGGAUGAAUUAAUUCAACGAGCUAUUCGUGAACAAUUUAAGAAAUGUACAGUAUUAACAAUAGCUCAUCGAUUGCGUACAGUAAUUGAUAGUGAUCGUAUUAUGGUGCUUAGUCAUGGAGAAUUAUUAGAAUUUGAUUCACCUUAUGUAUUAUUAUCUAAUUGUGGAUCUGAGUUUGCAUCACUGGUAGAUCAAACAGGUGCAGCUGAAGCUGAACAUCUUCGAAUGUUAGCAAGUAUUGCUUCAUCAAAAGUCAAAUAUAAUGAUAGGAAUCUCAACAACGAUACUGAUUUACCAUCAGAAGGGGAAGAAAAUGAUCUUUUGCUUUGA